This is a messenger RNA of Marmota flaviventris (yellow-bellied marmot), 5389 nucleotides long. RefSeq names its product oxoglutarate dehydrogenase (gene Ogdh). Gene Ontology annotation, molecular function: thiamine pyrophosphate binding; oxoglutarate dehydrogenase (succinyl-transferring) activity. Lineage: Eukaryota; Metazoa; Chordata; Mammalia; Rodentia; Sciuridae. Gene Ontology annotation, biological process: tricarboxylic acid cycle. The record is from RefSeq and is a predicted model, not a curated record. Gene Ontology annotation, cellular component: oxoglutarate dehydrogenase complex; mitochondrion.
UGACGCCAUACGCUGGGGCGGGGCCGAGAGUUUGGUGCCCCGGAGCGGGGUGUAGGUGUCUCAUUCGGGUGGAGCUGAGCCGGAGAGAGGUAGUCGGGAAAGAUUUCAGGACAAAAAUGUUUCAUUUAAGGACUUGUGCUGCUAAGUUGAGGCCGUUGACGGCUUCCCAGACUAUUAAGACAUUUUCACAAAACAAACCAGCAGCAAUUAGGACGUUUCAACAGAUUCGGUGCUAUUCUGCACCUGUCGCUGCUGAACCUUUUCUGAGUGGAACUAGUUCGAACUAUGUGGAGGAGAUGUAUUGUGCUUGGCUGGAGAAUCCCAAAAGUGUACAUAAGUCAUGGGAUAUUUUUUUCCGCAACACCAAUGCUGGAGCUCCCCCGGGCACUGCCUACCAAAGCCCCCUUUCCCUGAGCCGAGGCUCCCUGGCUACCGUGGCCCACGCACAAUCCCUGGUGGAUGCACAACCCAACGUCGACAAGCUUGUAGAGGACCACCUGGCGGUACAAUCUCUCAUCAGGGCAUAUCAGAUACGAGGGCACCAUGUAGCACAGCUGGACCCCCUGGGGAUUUUGGAUGCUGAUCUGGACUCCUCCGUGCCCGCUGACAUUAUCUCAUCCACAGACAAACUUGGGUUCUAUGGCCUGGAUGAGUCUGACCUCGACAAGGUCUUCCACUUACCCACUACUACUUUCAUCGGUGGACAGGAGUCAGCACUUCCUCUGCGGGAAAUCAUCCGUCGACUGGAGAUGGCCUACUGCCAGCACAUUGGAGUGGAAUUCAUGUUCAUUAAUGACUUAGAGCAAUGCCAGUGGAUCAGGCAGAAGUUUGAGACCCCUGGAAUCAUGCAGUUCACCAAUGAGGAGAAACGGACCCUGCUGGCCAGGCUUGUGCGGUCCACGAGGUUUGAGGAAUUCUUGCACCGAAAGUGGUCUUCAGAGAAGCGCUUUGGUCUAGAAGGCUGUGAAGUGUUGAUCCCCGCCCUUAAGACCAUCAUCGACAAGUCGAGUGAGAAUGGAGUGGACUAUGUAAUAAUGGGAAUGCCACACAGGGGACGGCUGAACGUGCUUGCAAAUGUCAUCAGGAAGGAGUUGGAGCAGAUUUUUUGUCAGUUCGAUUCAAAGCUGGAGGCAGCGGAUGAGGGUUCCGGAGACAUGAAGUAUCACCUGGGCAUGUAUCACCGCAGGAUCAAUCGGGUGACUGACCGAAAUAUCACCCUGUCCCUGGUGGCAAACCCUUCCCAUCUGGAGGCUGCUGAUCCUGUGGUCAUGGGCAAGACCAAAGCUGAGCAGUUCUAUUGUGGAGACACUGAAGGGAAAAAGGUAAUGUCCAUCCUCCUGCAUGGGGAUGCUGCCUUUGCUGGCCAAGGCAUUGUGUACGAGACCUUCCACCUCAGCGAUCUGCCAUCCUACACCACCCAUGGCACCGUGCAUGUGGUCGUCAACAACCAGAUUGGCUUCACCACAGACCCUCGGAUGGCCCGUUCCUCCCCCUACCCCACUGAUGUAGCACGUGUGGUGAAUGCCCCCAUUUUCCAUGUGAACGCAGAUGACCCUGAAGCUGUCAUGUAUGUGUGCAAGGUGGCAGCUGAGUGGAGAAGCACCUUCCACAAGGAUGUGGUUGUUGAUCUGGUAUGUUACCGGCGCAACGGCCACAACGAGAUGGAUGAGCCCAUGUUCACACAGCCUCUUAUGUACAAGCAGAUCCGCAAGCAGAAACCUGUGCUACAGAAGUAUGCAGAGCUGCUAGUGUCCCAGGGUGUGGUCAACCAGCCUGAAUAUGAGGAGGAAAUCUCCAAGUAUGACAAGAUUUGUGAGGAAGCAUUUACCAGAUCCAAAGAUGAGAAGAUACUGCACAUCAAGCACUGGCUUGACUCCCCCUGGCCUGGCUUUUUCACACUGGAUGGGCAGCCCAGGAGCAUGUCCUGCCCCUCCACUGGCCUGGAGGAAGAUGUUCUGACCCAUAUUGGGAAUGUGGCCAGCUCUGUGCCUGUGGAGAACUUCACCAUCCAUGGAGGGCUGAGUCGGAUCUUGAAGACUCGCAAGGAGCUAGUGACAAACCGGACUGUGGAUUGGGCUCUGGCAGAGUACAUGGCAUUCGGUUCACUCCUGAAGGAGGGUAUCCAUGUCCGGCUGAGUGGCCAGGAUGUGGAGCGGGGCACCUUCAGCCACCGCCACCAUGUGCUCCAUGACCAGAAUGUGGACAAGAGAACCUGCAUCCCCAUGAACCACCUCUGGCCCAAUCAGGCUCCCUACACUGUGUGCAACAGCUCACUGUCUGAAUAUGGUGUCCUGGGCUUUGAGCUGGGCUUUGCCAUGGCUAGCCCUAAUGCGCUGGUCCUCUGGGAGGCCCAGUUUGGUGACUUCAACAACAUGGCCCAGUGUAUCAUUGAUCAGUUUAUCUGCCCAGGGCAGGCUAAGUGGGUACGACAGAAUGGCAUUGUGUUGCUUCUGCCUCAUGGCAUGGAGGGCAUGGGUCCAGAACAUUCCUCUGCCCGCCCAGAGCGUUUCCUGCAAAUGUGCAAUGACGACCCAGAUGUCCUGCCAGACCUUAUGGAAUCCAACUUUGACAUCAAUCAGCUGUAUGACUGCAAUUGGGUAGUUGUCAACUGCUCUACUCCGGGCAACUUCUUCCAUGUGCUUCGACGGCAGAUCCUGUUGCCCUUCCGGAAGCCGUUAAUCAUCUUUACCCCCAAAUCCCUGCUGCGCCACCCUGAGGCCAGAACCAACUUUGAUGAGAUGCUUCCAGGAACCCACUUUCAGCGGGUGAUCCCAGAAGAUGGCCCUGCAGCUCAGGCCCCAGACAAAGUCAAGAGGCUUCUCUUCUGCACUGGCAAGGUGUACUAUGACCUCACCCGAGAGCGCAAGGCAAGGGACAUGGCAGAGCAGGUGGCCAUUACAAGGAUUGAACAGCUGUCACCAUUCCCCUUCGACCUCCUGCUGAAGGAGGUGCAGAAGUACCCUAAUGCUGAGCUGGCCUGGUGCCAGGAAGAACACAAGAACCAAGGCUACUACGACUAUGUGAAGCCAAGACUUCGGACCACCAUCGACCGCGCCAAGCCUGUCUGGUAUGCUGGCCGGGAUCCAGCAGCUGCUCCAGCUACUGGCAACAAGAAAACCCAUCUGACGGAGCUGCAGCGCUUCCUGGACACAGCCUUUGAUCUGGACGCCUUCAAAAAAUUCUCUUAGACGCUCCAGGGGUUACUUGGGCCACAGACCCCCCACACACAUCCAUGAUGCCCAUUGCUUCUCAACUAAAGAAUAGUGCCUCAGCGCUGCCCACACCUCUGCCCCUCUCGCUGUGCCGCACACCACCACCCAGCCCUGCUCUCAUAGGAAUUAGACUGUUGUCCCCCUUGAGUGCUUUGCUGACCCUCCCCCACUCCAGAUGCUGUCCAGCCUGUGCAGACUUCUCAAGCUGAGCAGCUUUCGUGGAGGCAGGGGGAACGGGAGAAGGAAAGGGAGCCCCACAGGAUGACCCUUGGGGAGGGUCAGCUCUAAUCAAGCCCCUCCCCACCAUAUCAUCUCUGAAGCAGAAGCAGGACCUCAGGUGACUUCCCAGGGUGCUGGAGUCUUUGUCACCCAACAAGGCACAGAUCCUGCACUGGGACUAGGAGUUGCUUUGCUUACUGGGGCCUGACCUAAUAUAUUAAGCCCCAGAGGAAUCAUAGCUGGCAUGGUAGGCCUCAGCCUUGGGGUGAGAUGAGGAUAACAGGGAAGUGGGGGAGCCCUCGACCUGACCUGGCACAGUGGGGUUAGGUUCAAUUGUGCAGUGACCAUCUCGGCUGCCUUUCCCUUCAAGGGUUCUGGGCUAUGCAUGGGGGUCAUGCCCCACCCAUGCUGCCCGGGGCCAGGCAGCCCCUGGAGCCCACAGACACCCUGUAGGGCCAGUAACCCUCUUGGGUCCCACAGUCAGGGCACUGACUGGCUGUAGCUAUUGGUCUUGCUGACCCCAACUUCCUUCUCAGACCCCCCACCCCAAUCACUCCACUUUUGUUUCUGCUCUUUCCCUUAAACACAAUGGAGACUUUCAAUGCAUCCUUUUCUUUUCUGUGCCAAAGCAGGUCAGAGGCAGGAGAGAGGGAUAGGUGAGGGCUGGGUGGGCCAAGGGGCCAGCUGCCCUUUGUUCCUUACUUUGACCUUCACAGGGACAGAUCUGAUUUAUUUAUUUUGGUUAAAAAAGAAAUAAUAACUUUGCAUUGUAUUGGCUUGACCCAUAAACUAAGUUAUCCAUGGACUAUCUGCUGCUGUUCUGUGUGCUCCAACUUCUCCCCAGGGAACAGGCUCAGCCAAGCCUCUCUUAACCUACCUGGGUAGCAGCCCCUCCUUAAUGGAUGGGGAGUGCCAGCCACCACCUGCUCUGCUUCACAGUGCACCAGUGGCCCUGUGCAACCCCUCACAUGAGUAAGGUGUAGAUAAUUGCAGCCUCUUUGAGCCUUCUCUUCCUUGGGUCCACCUAAACAAAAAGUGCUCUGGGCAUCUGUUUCAGCCAAUAUGCCUGGUAGGCUUAUCUUAUUGACAGUUAUUAGCCCAAACAGCACUUCCUACCUGGAGGUGAGAUCUCAUACCAACACAAAUUCAGGGUUCCACCUGGUAAAGAGCCCAGUCUCCAGCCCUUACCAAGCAAGCCAAGCCCUGGCCUGCCAUGGGGUCCUGGACCCAGCACCUUGCUCGCUAGGUAGUACCUGUCCUGACCCUUGCCCUGUCACCUCUUCAGAAUCUUAUUUCUCCUGCUAUCCUCUUGCAGUGUGACUCAAGGAUCUUGCAAUCACAGCAUGACUGGCAACUGUACCAGGAAAAACAGGUUCCUGGUAUGGGAACAGCUGCCCUAUCUGCAGAACUACAAAGGUCAGGGUACUCCUUUGCAUCUGGCUGUGGUCAUCAUAUACUCCCUGUAUCUGACAUGGUCCACAGGCAAGGGUGGAUCAGAUGUACAUAAGCUGCCCUGGGCCUGGAAAGAUUUCUGGCCUGAGUCCUACAGAGGAUCAUGACAUUCACCAGACUCCAUCCUCUGUCUGGGUGUUGGGCCUAAGGCAGUUGCCACAGCCAAGGUGGGGCUCACCUUUCAGGCUGGCAGGGAUGUAAGACAUCACAUGAACAGAGCCUAGACUGAUUCUGAGGGCCUGAGAACAUUUCUCAGAAAGGGGCUCAGGUUGAUUACUGAAGCAGCUCAGUGUGGUGACCCUUAGAUCACUGACCACAGGCCCUUCCAAUUGGAAUUACUGGAGUAAGCAGGGGAAUCUCAAUGAGUUCUCUACAUGUGGGUCUGCAGCCCUGAAUACGCAAGAAGAGAACUUGGUAAGAGCUCCGGAGAGACUGGGGACUGUCAGGCCAUACAGUCAGAUGCCAUUGCUGAUGGAUUUUACUGCUGAACAGAGUCCUCAACAUUA